Messenger RNA from Rotaria socialis, 1479 nucleotides. Lineage: Eukaryota; Metazoa; Rotifera; Eurotatoria; Philodinida; Philodinidae. The record is from the annotation of a GenBank genome assembly.
AUGUUGUGGUCUUCGUAUUUUAUUACCAUUUUGGUAACCACAUUGUUACCGUUCACUGCUACAAUGAAGGUCAAGAGCAGUUUGUUAACAAACGAAGCUUUCAGCUGGGCUGAAUUGACGGCAUCAAGAAUGAUUACCUGUCAAUAUGACAGCACUUCAGGAUUGUGGAAGAAUGAACUGAGAUGGCAAUCGGGAAAUACAUUAGAAACAUUAGCAAACUUUGUAUCUCUAAUGGAUUCACCAUUAAGAUCUGUCUUUCAUCAAACAUAUAUGAAUACAGAUAUGUUUGUUGGUGGCGAUUGUUUUGAUGAUUAUCAAUGGUGGUUACUAGGUUGGCUACAAGUAUAUAGUGUUGAGCCGAAUCUAGACUAUUUGUAUCGAGCUGCCGAUAUCUAUGACUUUGUCACUGUCAACGCAUGGAAUGACACUAUAUGUCGUGGAGGUAUUCAAUGGUGUCCAAAGAAUGCUUAUAAAAACGCAAUUACUAAUGAAUUGUUUCUGGUAAGUAGUAUGCGUUUGCAUCCGUAUGCAUCAUUACUUGCUCGACCUCCAACAUAUUUUCUUGACUGGGCUCUAAAAGAAUGGCAAUGGUUUGAAGCAAGUGGACUGAUCAAUGGUUAUAAUUUGAUUAAUGAUGGAUUGAGUUCAACCACAGAAACGAUCAGCACAUCGCAUAAAGGAAAUGUGAACCAUUUUCAAGAUGCUUCAUGCGUCAAUAACAAUGGAACCACUUGGACUUACAAUCAGGGUGUUAUCUUAACAGGUUUAGCACUACUGUACAAUUCAACAGGCAACGCCACUCUACUUGAUAUUGCACAAAAGAUAGCUGAUGCUACCAUACAACGGCUGACCUACUCAGACUUAAUAUUAAAAGAACCAUGUGAACCAAAUUGUGACACUGAUCAACAACUGUUCAAAGGCAUAUUUGUCCGUCAUUUAGCCUAUUUAAUACCAUACCUUACGGAUGCAGCUCAUAUACAACAGUAUAAAUCAUUCUUAGAACAAAACGCCGAAUCUGUUUGGACAUCAAGACAAUGUGAACGUGACGGAUUGUAUAGUUUGAUUUGGAGCAAUCAGUCAUCUGCUAGCUGCAAUACAUCACACAAUUCAUCAACAACAUCAGCGGCAUGGGAUCUAUUCGUAUCAUCUGCGAAAACGAAAUCACUGUCAAUCAAAUCACCAUCGAAUUGGACGUAUCUGGGUCUAGGCAACUGUGCGGAUGAUAAGAAUGCUAGUAUGCCAAACUUUAACAAAAUGAAUGUCACAAAAAUUGAAUGUCGUACAACAGCAGAACAAGACACUGGUGCCGUUGCAUAUGAUCAUCAAUUUGGCUGUAAUGGCAUUCAAUAUUGUCGCAUACGAACUUCGUCUGAUCCGCAUCAAACACCUCAAGGAUGGAGUUAUGAAAAUGGUACUGCCAAAACUGUCACACGGUCGAAUAAAUUUCCGGUGACAAGUUGUUUUUUAAGAGUAGUCUAG